CUCUCUCUCUCUCUCUCUAGGCGUUUCUCUCUCUAAAACAAGGAGGGGAACCCCGCCCUGCCGCCGCCGCCGCCACCCCUCGAGGCCUGGGUCGCCGUCUCCUCCUCCUCCUCCGCCUUCUUCAGCGAUGGCGUGCGAGAGGAGCCUGAGCAAGAAGUCGGCCUCGUUCCGCCUCCACAGCCCGAGCCUCAACUCGCUCCGCCUCCGCCGCAUCUUCGACCUCUUCGACAAGAACGGCGACGGGGUCAUCACCGCCGGCGAGCUCGGCCACGCCCUCGCCUCCCUCGGCCUCGACGCCAGCCCCGCCGAGGUCGAGUCCGCUGUCCGCUCCUUUGUGAAGCCCGGCUCCCCCGGCCUCGACUUCGACGACUUCGUCAUCCUACACCGGUCCCUCGACGAGAUCUUCCCCGCACCGUGCGAGGACGGCGAGGGCGGCGACGAAGACGCCGGCAGCAGCGGCGGCGGCGGCAGCUCCUGCUCCUCCUCGCAGGAGGAGAGCGACCUGUCGGAGGCGUUCAAGGUGUUCGACGAGGACGGCGACGGGUUCAUAUCGGCGAGGGAGCUGCAGGUGGUCCUCGGCAAGCUCGGGCUGCCGGAAGGGCAGGAGAUCGCGCGGGUGCAGCAGAUGAUCGUGUCGGUCGACCGGAACCACGACGGGCUCGUCGACUUCUUCGAGUUCAAGGACAUGAUGCGAGGCGUCAUGGCCACGAUCGUUUCGUGAUUCAAUGCACACGUUUCAGAGUAUCUGAACAUGUUCUGUCGCAUAUUUAAAUCUUGUCUUCUUUC
Molecule: messenger RNA, 786 nt
Organism: Syzygium oleosum
Lineage: Eukaryota; Viridiplantae; Streptophyta; Magnoliopsida; Myrtales; Myrtaceae
Product: probable calcium-binding protein CML43
Exons: 1
Coding region: 128-721 (197 amino acids)
Molecular function (GO): calcium ion binding
Source: RefSeq, a predicted model, not a curated record